UACAAUUGCUUCUUUUAUUACAAGAGAUCUUCAAACAAACAAAGUCCAAUUUCUUGCAAAUUAAUUAAUAACAGUGUGAUCAUGGAGAUGAUGAAGACUGUGGGGUCGUUCAUGUUCCGCUCUCUGUUUCUCUUUUCUCUUUUGUUGCUCCUCCCCGGUGCCGCCGGCGACGGUCCAAAUCCUAGUCGGAGAUACGGCGAGAUCCCCCUCCCCGGCGGCCUUGGCCCCGAGAGUAUCGCAUUUGACUGCAACGGCGCCGGGCCCUACGUCGGCGUCUCAGACGGCAGGGUCCUCAAGUGGAACGGCCGGUCCCGCGGCUGGUCCGAGUUCUCCAUCCCUCUCCCGAACCGGAACCGAGCUCUCUGCGACGGCACCACCGACCCGAACUCCGAACCUGUCUGCGGCCGGCCUCUGGGCCUCAAGUUCAACCGCGCCACCUGCGAUCUCUACAUCGCCGACGCCUACUUCGGCCUCCUCAGGGUGGGGCCCGCCGGCGGGGUCGCCGAGCACCUGGCCGACUCGGCGGAGGGAGUCCGGUUCCGGCUCACCAACGGUCUGGACAUCGACGAGAGAACCGGAGUCGUGUACUUCACCGACAGCAGCGCGGUUUUCCAGCGCCGAGAAUAUCUCAAGUCGUUCAACAGAGGAGAGAGAACCGGGAGGGUGUUGGCGUACCACGCGCGGGACAAGCGCGUGAGGGUUCUGUACAGGGGGCUGGCUUUCCCCAACGGGAUCGCCCUGAGCAGGGACGGGUCUUUCCUCGUAGUGGCGGAAGGCGGGACGCGGAGGCUGUACAAGUUCCGUCUCGGCGGCGGCGGCGGCGGUCUGGCGCCGCCGGAGUUGUUUGCCCAGCUGAUAAGGGCGCCGGAUAACGUGAAGAGGAACCGUAGGGGGGAGUUCUGGGUGGCGCUCAACAGCGGGAGGUCGGAGCUGAGGGACGAGACGCUUGCCGCCGGCGGAGACGUCGUUAGAGAUUCGAUCGGGAUCAAGUUUGCGGAGGACGGUCGGAUUGUGCAGUUUCUUGACGGCCACGGCAGCGACCGUUUGAGCUCCGUGACCUGGGAGUUACAGACACGCACAAACCUUUCCUUUCUUCCCUGCGUCCGUUUUCCUUCGCUGUUUUGCUCGUUCCCUCUGCACGCUGCGCCGACGACGAGAGGCGACCAGGAAUCCGACGCCGCCGACCGCUUCCGUUUAUCUCUCUCUCUCUCUCUCGCUACUGUUCCGGUUCGCGUGCGCCAGGCCGACGAGGAGCAGCGGCGACCAACCCUUCCUAUCUAAGAUCCGAUUUCUUCAACUUUUGAGGUAGGAACACAGAUUUGGAUGGGCAACCCGGAGGGCAGUGAAGUGGUGGUGUGGCGUGGAUGGCUCUUGUUUACUUUAAUAAUUAAACUACAUUAUUUUAUUUGAUUAUAUGAACGGUUGAACGUUACUUUGGUUUCCUUAUGCUUCCGCGACGUUUGGAUUUAUUUAAAUAUUCUGGUGAAUUCGGGUUUAGUUAAAACCCUACGGACGAAUUUUACAAUUGAUUUAAUUGUUCAAUUUAGGAAAAAAAAAUUUAGGCAUGUG
Molecule: messenger RNA, 1569 nt
Organism: Cuscuta campestris
Lineage: Eukaryota; Viridiplantae; Streptophyta; Magnoliopsida; Solanales; Convolvulaceae
Source: the annotation of a GenBank genome assembly